AUGGCGGAAGGAAGUGGCAUCGAUCGCAAGGCGGAGGAGCGGAUGGAGUUUACAACCUCCAAGGAGGUCACGGUCCAUCCCACUUUUGAGUCGAUGGCUUUGAAAGAGAGCCUCCUCCGUGGCAUUUACGCCUACGGGUACGAGUCGCCGUCGGCGGUCCAGUCGCGCGCUAUCGUUCAGGUCUGCAAGGGUCGUGAUACCAUCGCGCAGGCACAGUCCGGAACGGGAAAGACAGCAACAUUUUCCAUCAGCAUGCUCCAGGUUAUCGACACGGCCGUGCGUGAAACCCAAGCACUCGUCCUGUCGCCCACACGCGAGUUGGCGACACAGAUUCAGAGCGUCGUCAUGGCCCUGGGCGACUAUAUGAACGUGCAGUGCCACGCUUGCAUCGGCGGCACCAACGUCGGCGAGGAUAUCCGCAAACUCGACUAUGGUCAGCACAUCGUCUCGGGUACACCAGGUCGCGUGGCUGACAUGAUCCGCCGCCGCCAUCUCCGCACCCGCCAUAUCAAGAUGCUCGUUCUGGACGAGGCCGAUGAGCUGUUGAACCAAGGAUUCCGUGAGCAGAUCUACGACGUCUACCGAUACCUUCCCCCCGCAACCCAGGUCGUGGUUGUUUCGGCCACGCUACCCUACGAUGUGCUGGAUAUGACCACCAAAUUCAUGACCGACCCCGUCAGGAUCCUCGUCAAGCGUGACGAACUGACGCUGGAGGGUUUGAAGCAGUACUUCAUCGCCAUUGAAAAGGAGGACUGGAAAUUCGACACGCUGUGCGAUCUUUACGAUACACUCACCAUCACACAAGCCGUCAUUUUUUGCAACACGAGGCGCAAGGUUGAUUGGCUUACUGACAAAAUGCGCGAGGCCAACUUCACGGUCAGCAGCAUGCAUGGCGAUAUGCCUCAAAAGGAGCGAGACAGUAUUAUGCAGGAUUUCAGGCAAGGAAACAGCCGAGUGUUGAUCUCGACCGAUGUCUGGGCUCGAGGUAUCGACGUCCAGCAGGUCAGUCUGGUCAUUAAUUACGACCUGCCCAGCAAUCGUGAAAACUACAUUCACCGCAUCGGCCGUUCUGGAAGGUUUGGUCGCAAGGGUGUUGCCAUCAACUUCGUUACUAGCGAGGACGUGCGAAUCCUCAGAGACAUUGAGUUGUAUUACUCGACCCAGAUCGACGAAAUGCCGAUGAAUGUGGCUGAUUUGAUCGCAUAA
Pyricularia pennisetigena is the source of this 1206-nucleotide messenger RNA. RefSeq lists its product as uncharacterized. The transcript is spliced from 3 exons. NCBI's taxonomy places the organism in Eukaryota, Fungi, Ascomycota, Sordariomycetes, Magnaporthales, Pyriculariaceae. The record is from RefSeq and is a predicted model, not a curated record. Gene Ontology annotation, cellular component: catalytic step 2 spliceosome; nucleolus. Gene Ontology annotation, molecular function: RNA helicase activity; mRNA binding; ATP binding. Bases 1 to 1206 code for a protein of 401 amino acids.